Messenger RNA from Punica granatum (pomegranate), 1828 nucleotides. The record is from RefSeq and is a predicted model, not a curated record. NCBI's taxonomy places the organism in Eukaryota, Viridiplantae, Streptophyta, Magnoliopsida, Myrtales, Lythraceae.
AUCUCCGAAGGGACGAAUUAUAAGGCGCCGCAUUAGCAAAACUAAUCAAGGAACCAACAUGGUGUGUCCGGGUUCAUGUGGAGUGACUCUGGCGAUGGCGAUGGUGGAGUUGUUGGAGUAGGGACUCUCCGCGCUGAGCAAAGCAGCUAUGACCCGAGGGAUGAACAACUUCGUUCUCGUGGUCUACUCCAACUUCCCCGCCUUCUUCAUACCCCUCCCGUGCUGCAUCCUCUUCUACCGGAAAAGGGCCCUUCCCAAGCUCACCCUCCCCGCAUUUUCUAAAAUCUUCCUACUCGCGUUUCUCAGGUAUAUCAUUAGGACGACGAGACAGCACAUUUCAUAAUUAAUCAGCGAAUUCCGGGUCGGAUAAUCAAUCUCAUACCGCAAGAGCUUCUUUGUUGUUGAGUUAUUAUCUUUUAAUUUGUGGUUAAUCAUAUGGAAUUGUCAGGACAACCCAACAUGACAGCUUUGGAUCAUUGCACCAUAAUGCUUUUGGCAUAUUGCUCAUUCAUCAAUGCACAGAGCUUCCUAUGGGCUGAAUGAUUGGACAAGGACAUCAAUGGUGAUGAUUCCUGUGGGCCCCAACUUGGGUUGACGAUGUCAGAGAUGAUGUCAGAUGAAUACUCCGUCUCUUGAAGCCCACUCGCACAUAUCUCAAUGCGCUGUCUGACGAAAUCGUGAACGAUAGUUGAUAAGUUAACAUUCAAGUUUCUUUUCACGAGUAGUUAGAAUUUUUGGGAUAUUUCAACUCGGAGAUCUUUCUAUGUGCAAAAGAAUAUCCCAGAGAGUCGUGGACAACAACCGGUCGCUGUUCAUGACGUUGUUGUCUCGACAAUGUGCAGAGACACCCGAUCUGUUUGAAUGGGAUCCACUAUCCACCUGAUCAUUGAUGGAUAAAGGUCGCAGUGAAACCUGUAAACUCAUUUUUCUAUAGACAAGCAAUGCCUAGAUCAUCAUUCUUAUAUGGUGUAAAAACACGAAGUAAAUUUUUUUAGGAUACUUACACAGUCAAGUUCCGGUGAAGGAUGGAGAUGCUAGACUUGAGAGUCCAGAGUAGCUUGGCAAAGUUCACCAGGUCGAUUGUGUCAACCACAGGAGCGCUCAUAGUGACUCUAUACAAAGGACUUCCUAUUAUGAACACUUCCACGAGUAUCCCUCUACAGCUUGUCCCACCACCGGAAAAAAAUUGGAUGCUCGGAGGAUUCCUCCUUGCUUGUUCUGCCUUCUUCCUUUCCCUUCUGAUCAUCGUCCAGACUCGGUUAAUCCGGGAUUACCCUUCAGAGCCGAUGGUGGUAUUUAUCGGCUGCAUUCUUGUCGCUGAAUCUGCUGGGUGUCGAAUUACAGGCAGUUUUGGGAACCGGGGGAACACGAUCACAAUAUGGGCUUGCAGAAUGAAAGGGCCAGUAUUCGUGUCCAUGUUUAAACCGCUAGGUAUGAUUGCCGCAAGCGAUAUGGGAGUCUCUUUACUUGGAGACACACUUUACCUCGGAAGUGUGAUCGGAGCAGUCGUGAUAGUUCUUGGAUUCUAUUCUGUCCUCUGGGGAAAAGCCCAAGAAGAGAAGUUGGAAGAGAAGCCCUCUCCACAGGAGCCUCUCCUGCAGAAGAAACACUUAGAUGUACAGAUCUUUUCGUGUUGUGACAGUUGUAUUCUACCAUCUCACCAUCGAUGUCAAAAAUCAGUCGGAAUCUUGUAUUAUGCAUUUUGCCGCUGACAGAAAUGCAGGUUCAGUGUGUACGUAUUGGGUGUAAGGAUUUUAUCUUCUUUCCCCUUCUUCGGGUAAGGAAGUUCUAAUGGAACUAUUUCAAGCACAUGAACACCCUUCAAAUC